Molecule: messenger RNA, 1281 nt
Organism: Pimephales promelas (fathead minnow)
Lineage: Eukaryota; Metazoa; Chordata; Actinopteri; Cypriniformes; Leuciscidae
Gene: six9
Product: SIX homeobox 9
Biological process (GO): regulation of transcription by RNA polymerase II; regulation of skeletal muscle cell proliferation; skeletal muscle fiber development
Cellular component (GO): nucleus; transcription regulator complex
Molecular function (GO): DNA-binding transcription factor activity, RNA polymerase II-specific; RNA polymerase II cis-regulatory region sequence-specific DNA binding
Source: RefSeq, a predicted model, not a curated record
UUUGCGGCUGAAGGUAAAACCUGCUAAAACAAAAAAUCCGACACACUCGUCAGCUGCACUUAUUGGGAAACAAUAAGUGCAGGCUUUUCAUGUCGUUUUGUUCAUACCGGACAACGAAAAGGACUAUUGUGAGGACUCCUACUCUGCAUUCACAUCAGAAGAGCAAUUCCUCAGUCUCCCUCCACCAUCCUUGGUUGGAUCAUGGCGAUGGGCUUCUCCCCAGAGCAGGUGGCGUGUGUUUGUGAGGUUCUUCUCCAGAGUGGAAGCAUGGAUCGCUUGUCCUCUUUCUUGUGCUCUUUACCUUCUGUUUCCACCUCAUCCCACGUGUAUGUGUCCAUGGGCCAGAGUCAGGAGAGCGUGCUGAAGGCGAGGGCUGCGGUGGCCUUCCACCACUGCCGUUUCUCUGAGCUGUACGCCCUGUUGGAGGGGAACGUGUUCUCGUUGCGCAGUCACCCUCUCCUCCAACAGCUCUGGCUCCGCGCUCACUACAUGGAGGCUGAACUUCAGCGGGGACGCCCUCUUGGAGCCGUGGGGAAGUACCGCAUUCGUCGCAAGUUUCCUCUUCCACGCACCAUCUGGGAUGGAGAGGAGACCAGCUACUGCUUCAAGGAGAAGUCUCGCAGUGUGUUGAGAGAGUGGUACCGCAGAAAGCCUUACCCCUCGCCGAGAGAGAAGCGAGAUCUGGCCGCAGUCACUGGACUCACCGCCACACAAGUCAGCAACUGGUUCAAGAACCGGCGACAGCGGGACAGAGCAGCGACCAGCCGACAAGACAGAACAUCAUCGGGAGUGUUCCUGAGCUCGGAUGAGGAUCUCUCUCCUCCAGGAAGCCCCAGCUCACGGUUCUCCUGCUCCCAGCAGCUCUCUGCGCCCCCGCCUCCUCUCAGACACCUGGGACCAGCACACUACUGAACCAAUGCAGUGCACUACAGGGCAAAAGGCAAAGCUCGGUCAUUUAAAGGUGCUGUAAGUGUGUUUGCACAUACAUAAACUGUCUGAAAUAGGUGUCUUUAUAAACACAGCUAACUCUGUUAGCCGCUGUAAACUGUUGAGUCAGGGGAAUCUGCGGACUCUUUUUAGCCGUCCCAGACAGCAACAGAUCCGGCCCACAUCUGGGCCGUGUGGAAUCCAUGAGUACCAGAUGUGGGCCGACACUGUUGCUGUCUGGGGUCUCUAUGUGCUUGUGCUUUCUGAAGUAGUGGUGGUGGCACAGUGGAUAAGACACAUGCCUUUGGUGUGAGAGACCCGGGUUCGAAUCCACUGUGAGACACCAAUGUGUCC